CGCAGAAGCUCAUAAAUGCCAAUGUUCGAAAGUAUUUGUCUAAUUGGCUAUUUUUCACCUUUACAACCUUUCCGAUCUUUUCGAUCUUCUCAUCAAUCCAAAUUCUAGAAACUAGAAUACAUAAAACAGCUAACAACCGUCCCAUUCCUUACGCAAAGCUAUUGAAUACGAAUUUCAAAUGAUGCGAGGAUUGAUCUGGCACUUGGUCACAGAAGUAUUCUCCCAACAUUUCUUUAACCAUGUCUUUCAUAAUUCCUAACAAGAUAAACUUGAAUGGAUGUGAUGGCUCGGUGCUGCUGGACGGAUCGGCGAGUAGGCCAAGCGAACAGGACGCACCGCCGAACCUGAUCUUGAGAGCCAAGGCGUUCGAGAUCAUCAACGACCUGCGCGAGCGGGUCCGCAAGGAGUGCGGAAGAGUCGUCUCCUGCGCUGAUCUCGUCGCACUUGCCGCUCGCGACUCUGUUUUCUUGGUAUGCUUUUCCUCUACUCUCUACGUUUGUCCCCCUACCGGCUUCAACCACACCACUGUGUUGGACAUCAGGAGCGCCAACAAGUUCGACAACAAGUACUACGUUGACCUCGUGAAUCGCCAGGGGCUGUUCACCUCCGACCAAGAUCUGUACACUGAUCCUGGGACCAAGGACAUUGUCGAGAUCUUUGCCGCUGAUGAAACGCUGUUCUUUGAGAAAUUCGUGCAUUCCAUGAUUAAGAUGGAACAACUGAGCGUAUUGACUGGGAAGCAAGGAGAAAUUCGUGCAAAUUGCUCUGUGAGGAAUUCCGAUCAUAAGCUCUUGACUUCUGCGGUUGAAGACGAAGCCGAGGAGGCCUGGUCUGAGUUGAAAUGAGGGUUGUUUAAUUUGGAUGUUUAAUUUCUAGCUGCAUAUUCCUGCGUUUUACUAAUGUAUUUUAUUUGCAAGUGGGGUUUGUAACUUUUUAUCAUCUUAUCUUCAAGCUAUGGUGAAUUAAUUGCCUCUACAAUU
Molecule: messenger RNA, 980 nt
Organism: Rubroshorea leprosula
Lineage: Eukaryota; Viridiplantae; Streptophyta; Magnoliopsida; Malvales; Dipterocarpaceae
Source: the annotation of a GenBank genome assembly